AUGUCCAUGUUGGCGUGUUUUACAUCAUUAUCAAAUUUAAUCACGGUUGCGCCAUCAGAAUUGCAGGCACAAUAUUAUGCCGCCGUCGAGAGUUGUGAGGUUGCUGAACAGGCUGAGGCAGCUGCUAAGAAGGAAUGGCAUGAGAAAUCUGCUUUAUUAUUGAAAGCAGAGGUGAACACCAAAAAGCGUUAUCUGGGUCAUGCAGAGUGCUGGAAGGCACAAGUCGCUCUUCUUGAAAAGAUUGAACAAAGAUAUGCUGCCGAGUAUGAGGGAUGUUUGUGCUACAGAGAUUGCAUGAAACACAAGCACGGGGCUGACUCCAAGAAGGCGCAAAUAGCCCAGCAUCGCGCAGAGUUGGCUCGCACAAUGGAGUUUGUUUGUACUGAAGGUUCUCCAUAUUGGACAAAAUGGAACAAGUUGAGUACCAAAGCUUCUUGGGUGUUGGAUCAGCUCAAAGCAGAAGGUUAUGACAACAUUGCAGAUGAGCUUUUUAGGACAAAGAAAGCGUUUUGUGAUCGUAUAGAAAAAGAAUCCAAUAGUGAAGCCUUUCGCAAUGCUCGGAAUGCAGCCGGGGAGGCGUUGGAUAAAUGGGAGCAGGAAAAUGAUCGUGCAGCCUGGAAUAAGGCAAAGCGAACGUAUGACGCUGAACUAGCCAAGUGGAAUGAAUUCAUACCCAAAGGAGAACAAUACGCGAAAGAAUUGGAGGAAACAAUUAACUCUUGCAUCAAGAGUUUUGCCCCGAUAUCGGAAUUGUUAUCUCAUCACAUUGGUAAAAGUGUUGUUGAGUUGCAGGAAGAAGCCAAACAAGAUCCGCACGCUGCUAAAGAUUUAGAAUUACUAAAGAAGUAUGAUGCUGCAGCCAAGAUUUACCAAGUCACCAACAAGGCUGAGGCAGCUGCUAAGAAGGAAAGGGAUGAGAAACGAACCUUAGCAGAAGGAACACAGAAAGGCACCAAAGAGGAUUAUCUCGCUUGGGCAGAAAAACAAAAGGCAGAAAUAACUUUUCUUGAAAAGAAAGAACAAAGGUGUGGUGCCGAAUAUGCGGUGUAUGGGCGCUACGCCGACUUUAUGAAACAUGAACACGGAGCCGCCUCCAAGAAGGCGCAAAAAGCUCAGUAUCGCGCAGAGUUGUCUCGCACAAGAGAGUUUGUUUGUACUGAAAGUUCUCCAUAUUGGAUAAAAUGGUACAAGUUGAGUACCAAAGCUUCUUGGGUGUAUCAUCAGCUCAAAGCAGAAGGUUCUGACAACUGUGCAGAUGAGCUCAAAAGGCACGUGGAAGCGUUUUGGAAUCGUAUAAAAGAAUUUAAUGGUGAAGCUUUUUGUACUGCUCGGAACUUAGCCGUGGAGGCGUUGAAUAAAUGGGAGCAAGAAAAUGAUUAUACAGGCUGGAAUGAGGCAAAACGAACAUAUGACGCUGCACUAGCCAAGUGGAAUAAUUUCAAACCCAAGGGAGAAUUAUACGCGAAAGAGUUGGAGGAACAAAUAUGUAAAUGUGUGCAAAACUAUUCAACAGUGCACGCUAUUGUACAUGAUUAUGAGAUUAGUGCGUUGAAGGAUGAAUUAGAACAAAAGGAUCAACAGAUCGGUGCAUUGAUGGAUCAACUAGGCUGGAAGGGUCAGAAAAUCGAUGAUUUGGAAGAUAAGUUGGGCCAAAGGGAUCACGAAAUUGCUUUAUUGAAGGAUGAACUCGGUAGGAACAGUCACCAAACUGAUGGUUUAGAGAAUGAACUAGGCCGGAAGGGUCAAGAGAUCGCCGCGCUGAGUGAUGAAUUAGACCAACAGAGUCGAGAAAAUGAUAUAUUGUAUGGAAGAAUAGGUGAACUAGAGAGGACAGUUGGGGAAAUGCGCACAUGGAUCCAGUCGCUAAUCCACAUGAACCAAUCAUCGAUCAGUUGGCAAUAUAAACAGCUUGAAGAAUUGGAAGCUCUUGCACGUACCACACUAGAGCAAGAGUGGCAACAUUGGUCGGAAAAGACGAUGUACUCGCAUGCACAUUUGGUAAAUUGGAUCCAGGAAAGAAUUGCUGAGAUGACCGCAUUGGAAGAAGAGGAAGCUACCACUCGUAAUAAGUAUAAGCAUGAAUUUUAUGAUUCGAUCAAAGAAAUUGAGAGAGUUCGCUUUGCGCUUGGGGUGGUGUUGAGUGGGUGGAUACUUGAAUAG
Trypanosoma theileri is the source of this 2160-nucleotide messenger RNA. RefSeq lists its product as uncharacterized. Lineage: Eukaryota; Euglenozoa; Kinetoplastea; Trypanosomatida; Trypanosomatidae. The coding region runs from base 1 to 2160 and encodes 719 amino acids. The record is from RefSeq and is a predicted model, not a curated record. The transcript has a single exon.